AUGUCUGCGUUCCGACUUCCUGCUCUCCGCCAUGCCUUUGGAAAUACAACAUCGCCCUAUCUGAGGGGGAUACAGCGAAGGCAUGCCCAGGUGCACGAUGUACGCUUCCUAGUAACGCACCGCCAGCCUGACAAGAUUAUCGAGGAGAAAUACAAAGAGAAGCUGUAUCAAAAAGCAAAGGAGCAAGGUCUUAAAGACGUGGAUGAGUUGAAGACUGUCUAUCAAGAUAAGAUCCGGAGCCAACGGAGACAAGCACUUGCACCCAAUUCCAUCAGUCCAGCAACAUCGUCUGGCUUCCCUGCGCCGCCGCCUCCGCCUCAAGUUCCUGAUCAUCCGACACCCAAAGCAUCAUCCCAGACCACUCCCUCCAACAAAUCCCCAAUUCCGCCGGGCGUUAAACUUCUUUCCUCGUACAUCGACAUUCCCAAGACGCUUGAGCUUCCCCAGAAAGAGAUAGAAUACAUAUGGCGUCUUCGCCACGCUUCUGAUCCUCAAUCGCUUUGCGCUGUCAUUCCCCGGUCCACCUACAAUAGCAUCGAGGCGACGGCUCGGCGACAUCCGCAAUUUAUACUUCCAAUUCCAAGAGGAGGCAAAGGGGCAGAGAUACACUUCCUGCAAUGGACCUUCCCAUCACCCACUACAUCCACCGUGCUGUUCACCCAUCUGGCAGAAUUCAAGUCAAGAGGCGAGUAUGCCCAACCACACACAACAGUCACACAUCAUCUCGAUCUUGCCGAUUCCAAGGGGUUGGUACUACUUCAAGGAAAUGUGGUGGAUGGCAGAGGUAUCACGGUGGACGAAGGCAAAUGGCUACUGAUGUGUCUACAAAAGUUCUAUGGGGCGGAGCAUAAAGUGGAAAGGAAGAAACUACUUGAGCAAUUUAGCCAAGGUGAUGGAGGUUUCAAAGUGGAAGAGUUGCUUGAGGAAGCCGAGAAGGUUGUCUGA
Letharia columbiana is the source of this 945-nucleotide messenger RNA. RefSeq lists its product as uncharacterized. Gene Ontology annotation, cellular component: mitochondrion. Gene Ontology annotation, biological process: mitochondrial proton-transporting ATP synthase complex assembly. Bases 1 to 945 code for a protein of 314 amino acids. NCBI's taxonomy places the organism in Eukaryota, Fungi, Ascomycota, Lecanoromycetes, Lecanorales, Parmeliaceae. The transcript is spliced from 2 exons. The record is from RefSeq and is a predicted model, not a curated record.